Molecule: messenger RNA, 3786 nt
Organism: Pangasianodon hypophthalmus (striped catfish)
Lineage: Eukaryota; Metazoa; Chordata; Actinopteri; Siluriformes; Pangasiidae
Product: NLR family CARD domain-containing protein 3-like
Exons: 9
Coding region: 76-2808 (910 amino acids)
Molecular function (GO): protein binding
Source: RefSeq, a predicted model, not a curated record
AUUUAACACUCAGAUGUUGGAUUGAAGUAAAGGUGUGUCCUGCUGUAAUCUGGAGAAGGAGACGUGAGCUCCAACAUGAGUGUGUCUGGAAAACAGGACUUAAAGAAAGACGAGAGAAUGAUGGAGGGAAAGAGAUCAGACUCACCAGAACCCAGCUGUGUGUCCAUGAAGAGUGACGUGUCAAUAGACCAUCCAAUUACCUUCAGAGACAGAGACAGUUCUACUGAUCUGAGACCACAAAAGAAGAAAUCAAACAUCAGCAAACAUCAGUUAGAGUCCAUAUUCAAGGAGCUGGAACACAAAGUCAUCACUCUGAUAAAGAAUGAGCUGAAGAGGUUUAGGAAGCUCCUGAGUCCAGAUUACCCAGCAUGCACUGAGAGGGAGGUGGAGGAUGAGGAGGAUCUGCACAGUGUGAGAGAGGGAGCGCUGAAGAUCACACUGCACGUCCUGAAGAACAUGAACCACACGGAUCUCGCUAACACACUGCACAACAAGUCUGUGGCCUCUGUGUAUCAGCAAGAGCUCAAAUCCAACCUGAGAGAGAAGUUUAACAGAAUUAAUGAAGGAAUCUCUCAGCAUGGAAGCUCAGUUCUUCUGAAUGAGAUCUACGCAGAGCUCUACAUCACAGAGGGUUGGAGUGGAGACGUCAAUAAUGAACAUGAGGUGAGACAGAUUGAGACAGCGUCCAGGAGACCAGCAACACAGGAGACACCCAUCAAAUGUAAUGACCUCUUUAAAGACAAGUCUAUAAGAAGUGUGCUGACUAAAGGAGUUGCUGGAAUUGGAAAAACAGUCUCCGUGCAGAAGUUCAUUCUGGACUGGGCUGAAGGAAAAGCAAAUCAGGACAUCUUCUUCGUGUUUCCACUUCCCUUUAGAGAGCUGAAUUUGAUGAAGCAGAAAAAACUCACUCUGAUGAGUCUUCUUCAUCACUUUUUCCCAGAAAUGAGAAAACUAGAAUUAAUAGACUGUGAGUCCUACAAAGUGGUGUUGAUCUUUGAUGGUCUGGAUGAGUGUCGACUUCCUCUAAAUUUCCAGAACAAUGAGAGAUUGUGUGAUGUGACAGAGUCAGCCUCAGUGGAUGUUCUGCUGACAAACCUCAUCAAGGGGAACCUGCUUCCCUCUGCUCUCCUCUGGAUAACCUCUCGACCAGGAGCAGCCAAUCAGAUCCCUCCUGAGUGUGUAGACCAGGUAACAGAGGUACGAGGCUUCAGUGAUCCUCAGAAAGAGGAGUAUUUCAGGAAGAGGAUCAGUGAUCAGAGCCUGGCCAAUAAAAUCAUCAGACACAUGGAGUCUUCACGAAGCCUCUACAUCAUGUGCCACAUCCCAGUCUUCUGCUGGAUCUCAGCCACUGUUCUAGAGAGAAUGUUGGGUGAAGCAGAGAGUGGAGAGAUCCCCAAGACUCUGACUCAAAUGUUCACACACUUCCUGAUCUUUCAGAUCAAACACAAGGACCAAAAGUACCAUCAGAAAUGUGACCGUGAUCCUCAGCAGACCAGAGAGAGUAUCCUGGCACUGGGAAAACUGGCUUUCCAACAGCUGGAGAAAGGAAACCUGAUCUUCUAUGAGGAAGACCUGAGAGAGUGUGUCAUUGAUGUCAGAGAAGCUUCAGUGUACUCAGGAGUGUGUACCCAAAUCUUCAGAGAGGAGUUUGGGCUUCACCUGGGGAAGGUGUUCAGCUUUGUACACCUGAGUGUUCAGGAGUUUCUGGCUGCUUUAUACGCAUUUCUCUCAUUUAUCUUUAAAAAGAGAAAUGUUUUUGUGGAGCAAAACACUAGCAUUUUUCAUGUCUUCAGAAAGUCCAACAUGUGUGAUUUCCUCAGGAGUGCAGUGGACAAGGCCUUACAGAGUGAGAAUGGACACCUGGACCUGUUCCUCCGCUUCCUUCUGGGUCUCUCACUGGAGUCCAAUCAGACUCUCUUACGAGGCUUAAUGCCACAGACAGGAAGCAGCUCUCACAGCAAACAGGAAACAGUCGAGUACAUCAAGAAGAAGAUCAGGAAGAAUCCAUCUCCAGAGAAAUCCAUCAGUCUGUUCCACUGUCUGAAUGAACUGAAUGAUCAUUCUCUAGUGCAGGAAGUACAAACUUACCUGAAUAAAACCUGGUGCCCCCGUCUCAGUGGAUUCAGACUCUCUCCUGCUCAGUGGUCAGCUCUGGUGUUUAUGUUACUGAACUCAGAACAGCAGCUGGAGGAGUUUAAAUUGAGGAAAUAUGACCAAUCAGAGGAAUGUUUUGUGAAGCUGCUGCCAGUGGUCAAAGCCUCCAGAAAAGCUGUUGUGACUGGGUUUAAACUCUCAGAGGAAAGCUGUAGAGCUCUGUCCUCAGUACUUAGCUCAAACUCCUCCAAUCUGAGAGAACUGGACCUGUGUAACAGUUCCCUCUGCGAUUCAGGAGUGAAGCUGCUCUCUGCUGGACUGGAGAAUCCACACUGUACACUGGAGAAACUGGGGUUGCGUGCGUGUGAUCUGACAGAGGAAAGCUGUAGAGCUCUGUCCUCAGUUCUCACCUCAAACUCCUCCAGUCUGAGAGAACUGAACCUGAGUGUCAAUACACUGCUGCAGGAUUCAGGAGUGAAGCUGCUCUCUGCUGCACUGAAGAAUCCACACUGUAAACUGGAGAAACUGGAGAUGUCUCACUGCAGAAUUACAGAUGAAGGUUGUGCUGCUUUGGCUUCAGCUCUGAGGUCAAACUCCUCAUCACACCUGAGAGAACUGAACCUGGAAUACAAUGAAGCAGGAGAAUCAGGAGUGAAGCUGCUCUCUGAUCUACUGAAGGAUCCACACUGUACACUGGAGACACUGCACAUCUAGAUGUAUUUCAUCACCAGGACUAACAGAAGAGUCAUCUCAAACGUCUCGUCCAGGCAAAAGCAGAUUUGGUGAAGCGUUUAAAACAGUUUGGGAGCUGAAUCAUUCAUACUGUUCCACAACAAUAACUACACAACAAUUACUCACAACAGAGAGAUAUCUGUCAGGUGGGGUGUGGCGAAGUGGACCCACAUGCAGAGUGAGGAGGCAAGUUAAAGUUUAAAUGUUUAAUGAAGCUUAAUGACUAAUCACAGUCACAUAAAACUCAGAACACUUGGUAGUAAACAUCUCCCAAGAAAACACUAGGUCUUAGUCUAUGGGUUGGUGUCCACAGAUUAGUCAAUGACAAAAAUCCAGUGAACACAGUCUCGUUACCAGCAGCACAAUGACGUCAGGAACCAGGAAGUCCGUAAAAUCCGAAGGACAGAGCAAGAUCAAAGCCAAAACACAAACCAAGUCUGAGCUGGGAGACGUGAAAGGUGAACGUUAUCAUCACAUCACAAAGAUUACAGGAAGACAGAUCCAUUUAAUUUAUUCUAAACCCAGCUCCAGCACUGACACCUUAUUGGUGGAAAUGUGUUAAUAAUAUGAACAAAUGAAAAAUAUGAUUCUACAUGAAACAGUGUAUUUGGAUUUUUAUUGAUCAAAUCUCACAUCUUAACCACUGUAUUUAAAAGUAUAAUUUUAAAAGAUAUAACUGCAUCAAGCUUUGACUGUUAAAGAUAUUUAAACAUUUUAUAAACUGUAACUAAUAAAACAUCUUGUACAUAUACUGUAUGUAAACCUGUCUAAUGAAAUUUUCGAUAUUUUGAUAUAUUCGUCUGUGGUGUGUGCAGUACAAAAUAAACGCCUGUGACUGAAACAGAACAGUGUAGAUGCUGGAGGUGUGUUUGAUUACAAACCUCUCUGAAGCAGUAACUUAUGUCUCAAUAACAUGAUCACUUCCUGACUCUCAGGAGCAAAUCUUUAAUAAUGUCCAAA